Saccostrea cuccullata (small rock oyster) is the source of this 3065-nucleotide messenger RNA. Its product is annotated as ankyrin-3-like. Gene Ontology annotation, cellular component: cytoplasm; nucleus. The record is from RefSeq and is a predicted model, not a curated record. The coding region runs from base 93 to 3065 and encodes 990 amino acids. Gene Ontology annotation, molecular function: protein binding. The transcript is spliced from 2 exons. Lineage: Eukaryota; Metazoa; Mollusca; Bivalvia; Ostreida; Ostreidae.
GAUGUCUUUCUGAGUCCCUGGAUACGGGAUGAGAGAGUUCUGACAAAGUUCAAACUGCAACUGAAGACAAAGCCCAAUGAGGAAUUAAAAAAAUGGUUCUACACUCAAAACUCAAACAAGAUGUUGAUCUCCAAAACUUGCCGUCAAACAAGUGGACUACGUGGAGAGGUUUCUCUAGGCUCGACUUGAUUUCACAUAGCAAUGAAGUCUCUCCAAUUAUUCUUUCCCUGAAACUGAAUAUUGACGAAUUGUUUUCUGCUAUGAUCAGCUUGGUUAAAAAUGAUUUGGCUAGUUCUGACUUUGACAAAUCUCUUCUGAUUAGCGCUUGUUGUGUGAAUGAACAUAAGGACUAUGCCAGACUUGCUUUGAAAAUUUUGAGUGUCAAAAACGCAUGCUGGAGCAAAAAGGAAAAUGUCUACGCAGUACAUAUAGCAGCAAACUUUUUGCAACCUGACAUUUUAUCGCUUAUUCUGGAUGCUGAAUAUGACGUAAACAUGGUUACACGAAACAAUGAAUCUCCCCUUAUCUUAGCAGUUGUAGUAGAUAAAUGCACUCUCCAGAAUAUCCCUUGGGCAUGUAACAAGGACUUAUGUGAUCCUAAUAAAACCUUCGACGAAGUUUUGGAAGAAAGACGUAUGCAGACGUUAACUCUGCUUGUUCAAAAAGGUGCAGAUGUCAACAUUCAUCCCACAAAACUUCCCUCUGCUCUAGCUGUCUCCUGUCAAAAAGGAAACAAGGAAAUUGUUCAGUUCCUGCUCAGAAGUGGUGCUAAUGUCAAUGAAACGGGUAACAAGUUAUCUGCUCUUCACUUGGCUUCAAUGGAAGGCAAUCUAGAAAUUGUGCAGUUACUUUUAGACAAAGGUGCAGAUGUCAACAUGAGGAGUAAAUAUGGAUUCACGCCUUUAUAUUUAGCUUCAAGAAAAGGUAACUCUGCUAUAGUGGAGAUUUUACUCACUAGAGGAACAAAUGACGAGCUUAAGGAAAGAACGGCCUAUAAUCCUUUCUUUGCAGCCUGUGCACAUGGCCACAUAAACAUCGUCCAAAUGUUUUUACAGCACAAACCUUACAUAAACUGCUCAAUGACAAAUGAUACAUCAGCAAUACUGGCAGCUGUCGGUAAUGGACACGCAAAAGUGGUUGACUUACUUCUGAAAACUGGCGCUGAUGUUAAUUCUUUUCAGAAAAAGAAAGUUAUGAGUCCUAUUCUCUUUGAUGUCAUUGCGCAUGGUCAUGAACUUGUUUUGAAAUUACUUGUAACCUGCGGUGUAAACCUUAGUAUAGUAACAAGAGAAACGGACGACUCGGACACUCCGUUAAUUAUUGCAUCACAGAACGGACAUUACUCGACAGUCCAGUUCCUGCUAGAAAACGGAGCAAAUGUUACUGAGACCAACCGGCUUAAGAUAUCCCCAUUGCACUUCGCAGCAGAGAAUGGACACCUUGAAAUUGUACAAUUACUACUGAAGAAUAAUGCAGGAGUGAAUUCAUGUUCAAAAAGGGAGAGCAGUCCUUUGAUACGGGCUUCAUAUCGCGGGCACAAUGAUAUUGUAAAGGAGCUUUUAAAUCAAGGUGCUGAUGUAAAUCUGGCCAAUAAGAAGAUGGCUACUCCUCUUUUUCUUGCUUCCAAAUAUGGUCAUGCACAAGCUGCUAAAACUUUAUUGGCACACAAAGCAGAUUUUAAUUUGUGUACAAAGAGUGGAUGUAGUCCUCUUUUCGUUGCAGCGAGAUUUGGACAUCGUGAAGUUGUAAAAGAUCUGUUGUGUCAUGGCGCUAAAAUAAAUGAAAAUGACUCCAAAAAUCCUCUUUUGAACUCUGCCUUUCACGGGUACUAUAAAAUUACUGAACUGCUUAUCGACAACGGGGUAAAAAUAAAUGUGCAGGAUAAAGAGGGGAGUACUCCUCUGAUAAAUGCAGCAAUGGAAGGAUGGACGGAUAUUGUUAAACUGUUGCUAAAAAGAGGAGCUGAUGUCAACAAAUGCGAUGAAGAUGGGGAAGACGCUUUACAUUGGGCGAGUUUAAUGGGUUAUGCAGACAUUGUAAAACUUUUCAUCGAACAUGGUAUGGAUAUUAAUAAUUAUGACGAGGAUACAUACAGUCCAUUUGAAAAAGCUGUAGGGGGGAAUCAUCUCUCAUUAGCUUUACUUCUGCUCGAGCAUGGCGCAGACGUAAAUGCUAUCGUCUAUGGCAAAACUGUUCUUUAUCUUGUGUGCAAUGCUGGAUUCAAAGAUGUCGUUGAUGAUCUUCUUGGCGUGACGCAAAGGUCAAUCCUAAAGAAGAAGAUGAUUCUAUUGAGACUCACCGCUUUAUGCUGCCGUGUCGGGUGGUCAUACAGAAAUAGCCGAAGAACUCCUACGUCGUGGUGCAGAUGUAAAUUAUAUUCCAUGAUACAAGGAUAUCAUGGUGCUGAUGUCAACGCCAAAAGCAAGUCUGAAAACACAGCUUUGCAUGCAAGUUCUUAUGAUAGCUCUAAACUUGAGUCCAUGUUAACACUGCUUAAAAACAAGGCCGAUGUAAACGCUCGAAAUAAAGAUGGAGCUACACCAAUGAUGUUGGCCCUUCACAUAAGCAAUUUAACAAAAGAGCGCGUUCAGGCGCUCAUCGAUUAUGGAGCGGGUGUAAACAUGCGUGAUAAUUCUGGACAGUCAGCUUUACAUUUUGCAGCGACCUGCAAUGACAAGCAUGACGUCGUAUCCCUUCUGCUAGAACAUGGCGCUGACGUCAAUGCUCGCAACGACGAGGGCGAAACUGCUCUCCAUGAAGCGUGUUAUCCAGACUUUCUUAAGACCAUUACUGUACUUCUUCGACAUGGAGCAGACGUUAAUAUUCGAUCAAAUGCUAAUCUGACUCCUUUAGACAUUGCUAAAGAAGAAGGAUAUACCAAAGUAAUAAGAAUUCUCUCAAAGAAAAUUAAUGAAUGUAGAGUCGAAGAGGCGUCUUCUUCAAAUUCGGGGAUGAGCAAUGUCUCAGAUUCAGGCAAUAUUGUUGUGCGUACUAGGUCGAAUCCAUUAGGAUCUGUAUUACCAAUGCGGAAAAUAGUAAAACUAAAGAAAACGUGGCGAAUUUAA